Rangifer tarandus platyrhynchus (Svalbard reindeer) is the source of this 210-nucleotide messenger RNA. The record is from the annotation of a GenBank genome assembly. Lineage: Eukaryota; Metazoa; Chordata; Mammalia; Artiodactyla; Cervidae.
AUGGACUUCUGGACUCGGUCUCCUCCUACCCCUGGCUUCGGGUCCCAUUUCCACGGGGCCCGUCGCCCUCCGUUCCGGGGUCCCGAGUCUCCUCCUGUCCUGCGGGGCCUGGGCUCCUCCCAGGCCCGUUUCUCCCGAGUGGCAUCCAGCUUCCCAAAGAAGAGCCAGUUCCUUCCUUCCGCCGUCGAAGUGCCGCUCCCCGCAUCUUGA